Ilex paraguariensis (yerba mate) is the source of this 2144-nucleotide messenger RNA. Lineage: Eukaryota; Viridiplantae; Streptophyta; Magnoliopsida; Aquifoliales; Aquifoliaceae. The record is from the annotation of a GenBank genome assembly.
CACUCAACUCAACCCACUCAACAUCCACACUGUUUCUAUUUCUUCUUUCAGGGACUCCAACUCCAACUAAACGGUGAAAGUCUCUCAGCCUCGCUCUCUGUAGCAUCUCAUCCUCUGUCUCUCACUGUAACAUCUCAGAAACAAUGGCGAACACGAGCUUUCGAAGCUCAAGAACUUCAUUCUCUGAUCGAAACACCGGCUUCGCCGGAGCAGCUGCCCGAACCCCGGCCUGUACCUUGAAGCUCUUCGCCUCCGCUCUCACCAUUGCCGUCUUUCUCUUCGUCACUCUCUCCUUCCUCUUCACUUCCUCAUCCAAUCCGCCCGAUUACAACUUCAAUUUUUCUUACGAUUCGUCUGGAGUUGGAUCGAUUCGGAGGUCGGUACUGGCUCUGAAAUCGGAUCCGUUGAAGCCUAGGCUUGAUCAGAUCAGGAAACAAGCGGACGAUCAUCGAUCUCUCGCUCUCGCUUACGCUUCGUAUGCUCGCAAGCUCAAGCUCGAGAAUUCCAAGCUCGUUAGGGUUUUCGCUGAUCUCUCUCGGAACUACGCAGAUCUGGUAUCCGGACCAUCGUAUCGUGCUCUGUUUGAAUCAGAUGCGGACUCAAUUGAUGAAUCUGUGCUUAGACAGUUGGAAAAGGAGGUUAAAGAACGAAUUAAAGUUACAAGGCAAGUGAUAGCCGAGGCGAAGGAGUCUUUUGAUAACCAAUUGAAGAUUCAGAAGCUGAAAGAUACGAUUUUUGCGGUGAAUGAACAGUUGACAAAGGCGAAGAAGCAAGGUGCGUUUUCAAGCUUGAUUGCUGCGAAGUCAAUUCCCAAGAGCUUGCAUUGCUUGACGAUGAGGUUGAUGGAAGAGCGUAUUGCACAUCCGGAGAAGUAUACGGAUGAAGGAAAGCCUACUCUACCGGAAUUUGAAGAUCCGAAGUUGUAUCACUAUGCUAUUUUCUCUGAUAAUGUGAUUGCGGCAUCGGUUGUGGUGAACUCGGCAGUGAAGAACACGAAAGAACCACGGAAACACGUGUUUCAUGUUGUGACUGAUAAGAUGAAUCUUGGAGCGAUGCAAGUUAUGUUCAAAAUGAGGGAUUAUAAUGGAGCUCACGUCGAAGUAAAGGCCGUGGAGGAUUACAAGUUCUUGAAUUCUUCAUACGUUCCAGUGCUCCGACAGCUUGAGUCUGCGAAUUUACAGAAGUUUUACUUUGAGAAUAAGCUUGAGAAUGCAACGAAGGACACCACAAAUAUGAAAUUCAGGAACCCAAAAUAUUUGUCAAUAUUGAAUCAUCUGAGGUUUUAUUUGCCCGAAAUGUACCCAAAGUUGCAUAGGAUUUUGUUUUUGGAUGAUGACGUCGUUGUUCAGAAGGAUUUGACGGGGCUUUGGGAGAUAGACAUGGAUGGGAAGGUGAAUGGAGCUGUUGAAACAUGUUUUGGAUCUUUCCAUCGGUAUGCACAGUACAUGAAUUUUUCUCACCCUUUGAUCAAAGCCAAAUUUAAUCCCAAGGCAUGCGCGUGGGCUUAUGGGAUGAACUUCUUUGACUUGGAUGCUUGGAGGAGAGAGAAGUGCACUGAAGAAUACCACUACUGGCAGAAUCUGAAUGAAAACCGGACCUUGUGGAAAUUGGGAACAUUGCCCCCAGGCCUGAUUACAUAUUAUUCUACAACCAAGCCAUUGGACAAGUCUUGGCAUGUUUUGGGUCUCGGCUAUAAUCCAAGCAUAAACAUGGAUGAGAUUGGCAAUGCUGCAGUUGUGCACUUCAACGGAAAUAUGAAACCGUGGCUUGAUAUUGCCAUGAACCAGUUUCGGCCACUUUGGACGAAGUAUGUGGACUAUGAGAAUGACUUUGUCCAGGCUUGCAAUUUUGGUCUCUAACUAAAAAGGUAAUAAUUGAAGCCCAUGCUUGAAGGAUUUACCAAGGCUAGUCCUGCUGAAAGCAUCAGUUUAGCGAGUCUCCUUACACGAUAAUACUAGUUCUUAUCUGUUGCAGUAGAAAUUCCUGUUUAUCCUAGUAUAUCAUUCUUCUUGGCUAUAGCAUUUAGAAUUGUGCUAGUGAUUUGUUCAUAUGGCUUUACGGUUAAACUUUCUUGGUUAAAUAUUGUACAACCUAGAACAUUAUUGGAUUUUAAGAACUUUCCUAUUUAUAUGUUCAUAUGGGGG